Molecule: messenger RNA, 1200 nt
Organism: Penicillium roqueforti
Lineage: Eukaryota; Fungi; Ascomycota; Eurotiomycetes; Eurotiales; Aspergillaceae
Product: epoxide hydrolase family protein
Exons: 8
Coding region: 1-1200 (399 amino acids)
Biological process (GO): epoxide metabolic process
Molecular function (GO): epoxide hydrolase activity
Source: RefSeq, a predicted model, not a curated record
AUGUCUUUACUAUUCAGUUCUCCACCCUCUAAGGCGACGGCCUCCCUUACACCGUUCAAGGCCGCCAUCCCUAAGGCCAAACUCGUCGAGCUCGAGACGUUGAUAAAGAUAGCGAAAGUAGCACCACCCACCUACGAGAAUUCCCAAACAGACCACCGUUAUGGUGUCAAUAGGGAUUGGCUAGUGAACAUGCAGGAUCAGUGGCUUCGGUCUUACGACUGGAAAUCCUCCGAGGAUCGAAUCAACAGUUUCCCUCAGUACACUAUGGAGGUUGAAGAUCUUACAAUUCAUUUUGUAGGAUUGUUUUCGGAAAAGAAGGAUGCUGUUCCUAUCAUUUUGUUGCAUGGAUGGCCUGGGAGCUUCCUCGAGUUUUUGCCUAUACUGCAGAGGUUCCGAGAGGAAUACACGCCAGAAACCUUGCCCUAUCACUUGAUUGUACCUUCUUUGCCCGGUUACGCAUUUUCCUCUGGGCCCCCAUUGGAUAGGGACUUUGGAACAGGUGACAUCGCUCGUGUUUUUGACCGACUGAUGAAAAACCUCGGCUUUGAGAGCGGAUACGUUGCCCAAGGAGGUGAUAUUGGAAGUCAAAUUGCCAGGCGUUUGGGCACGGAGCAUGAAAGCUGCAAAGCUGUACACGUCAACGCGGUUUUCAUGAAAAAGCCGGACGGCAUGACAGACGACCACCUGAACGCCUUUGAAUUACAGGGCAUCGAGAAUAUGAAGAAAUUCAUAACUACGAGCGUAGGCUAUGCGAUUGAGCACGGCACUCGACCCAGCACCAUCGGACAAGUUCUGGCAUCGAGCCCUCUUGCUCUACUAGCGUGGAUUGGAGAAAAGUUCCUGGAUUGGGUCGACGAUCCGCUUGCCCUAGAAGACAUUUUGGAAUCUGUCACCUUGUACUGGCUUACGGAGACGUUCCCGCGGGCGAUCUAUACUUACAGACAGAGCUUUCCUGCGCCACCGGUUAUGAUCGCCAAUGACCCUCGUUGGUAUAUCCACAAGCCAUUUGGAUUUUCUUCUUUCCCUGGGGAGCAUGUUCGACUGCCGCGCUCGUGGAUUGAAACCACUGGAGACUUGGUAUUCUGGGAGCAGCACCAGAAGGGUGGUCAUUUCGCGGCACUGGAGAGGCCUGAUGAAUUGAAGGCGGACCUAGUCAAGUUUGUAGAUCAGGUGUGGCCAGGUAUUAAGAGAGCCGACUAA